Moneuplotes crassus is the source of this 332-nucleotide messenger RNA. The record is from the annotation of a GenBank genome assembly. NCBI's taxonomy places the organism in Eukaryota, Ciliophora, Spirotrichea, Euplotida, Euplotidae.
UCAAUGGAAAAAGAAUUCUCAUCGGAAAGAAAUAUAAGCAUGAUACCACUAGAAAUCAGUUCUGAUAACUCUGAAGGAUCAGGAAACGAGUCAAAUUUUGGAUGAAGUAAAGCAGCAUACUCAGUAGCCUCUUCCAAAUAUGAGGAAGAUCAAAUUAGGGAAACAACUAACUCAGAUUCUACUUUUUCAUCUGGAAAGAUUGGAUCAUCAAAGCUUUUGGUGAAGAAAUCCAAAAAUCUUGAACGAAGGAAAAGGAUGCCACUCAUGAAAUUAAAAGGCAUAGAUGACUAAAUCUCCUUGGAGGUCUUACAACCACACACUUUCACUUGCUU